UCAAGUUAGCAGUGACCAUGAAGACAACUGUAGUAUCGCUUCUUGUCUGUGUGUGUGUGCAGCAUGUAAUCUCCUCCCCCACUCCUCAGUUUGGAUCCAGAGAUACCUUACCUGUAUCUUCAGAAAUCUCAAAAGAUUUACCUGGUGGAGGGAAAUUCCACCUCAGAAGUGAAAGUAUUCCGAUCAGAGUUCCAGGUGGCAAGAUAAUUUCAAAGGAAUACGUCAGUAUUACAGGCGCGGGUCUACAAGAUACCGCAUACUAUAGAGAAAACGAAGGUAAAUGGAAUAAAAGACCUGGCAAAAACCCUGGCCCUCCUGAUGAUUUUGGUGUAGGAGGCUUUCCUGGAGAUGAUGACAAAUUAUUUGGAAGUAGUGGCAGAAGACCUGGCAGCAAUGGUAAAGGUCCUGGAAAUAAUGGUGGUCUGCCAGGUAAGAAUGGUGGUUUAGCUGGAAACAAUGGUGGUUUACCUGGAAACAAUGGUGGUUUAGCUGGAAACUAUGGUGGUUUACCUGGAAACAAUGGUGGUUUAGCUGGAAACAAUGGUGGUUUACCCGGAAACAAUGGUGGUUUAGCUGGAAACUAUGGUGGUUUACCUGGAAACAAUGGUGGUUUACCCGGAAACAAUGGUGGUUUAGCUGGAAACUAUGGUGGUUUACCUGGAAAUAAUGGUGGUUUACCCGGAAACAAUGGUGGUUUACCCGGAAACAAUGGUGGUUUAGCUGGGAACUAUGGUGGUUUACCUGGAAACAAUGGUGGUUUAGCUGGGAACUAUGGUGGUUUACCUAGUGGUCUGAGUAACGGAUCUGAGCCACCUCCGUCAGGUGUUGGUAUGGAAUACAAUUCUUAUGUAUUGACAAGCCCAAGGCCUCGAGAAAGAUGGGGUUAUGGAAAAUGAAAUGAAGUACGUUUAUAAGGUGUUAAGAUUGCAAAGAUCUCAACAACAACGAGAUGUGAGGUGUAAAGGUAAUUUGUAACUCAAAGCAAAAUGUUAAUAUCUUGUAGGUUAAAAAAUUUAAGUGUAAGUAUGCUGAUAUUUCAGUGUGAUAUGUUGUGUUGUGCUAGAAAAGAUGAAAAAAUUAGUGAAAAGUAUUAAUAUAAGAAACAAUUUUGUGUAAAAUUUUGUAAAUAAAUUGUAUAUAGCCUUAGUUAGAGAAAAAAUUAUCGGCUUAAGAAUGUGUUUUGAAUGUUUCGAUAUUUUAUUAUCUGUGUAUAUUAUACUUUUAAGAAAAUAAAUAAAUUUUAGUA
This is a messenger RNA of Macrosteles quadrilineatus (aster leafhopper), 1246 nucleotides long. RefSeq lists its product as uncharacterized. The transcript is spliced from 2 exons. The record is from RefSeq and is a predicted model, not a curated record. The coding region runs from base 18 to 896 and encodes 292 amino acids. NCBI's taxonomy places the organism in Eukaryota, Metazoa, Arthropoda, Insecta, Hemiptera, Cicadellidae.